This is a messenger RNA of Monosiga brevicollis MX1, 810 nucleotides long. RefSeq lists its product as uncharacterized. The transcript has 2 exons. The record is from RefSeq and is a predicted model, not a curated record. Lineage: Eukaryota; Choanoflagellata; Craspedida; Salpingoecidae. Bases 1 to 810 code for a protein of 269 amino acids.
AUGGAGAAUACAAGACUUGAUGUCAACACACUUCUCGCAGCCACGGCCCCAGAUGCCAAAAAAGCCAAGCUAGCAGCGCCUGCCCCUUCCACAACCAGUGUCUUUGACUUUGACGGUGAGCCCGAACCAAGCUCUACCGGCCAGCAGCUUAGUCGGAGGCGUCGACAUGGGAGCCGAGAACUUCAGCGCACCACUUCGCGGCGCCGAGCAAGCACAAGAGGCACGUCAGAGGCACUGCCUUCCGCCUCUUCGACGCCUACGCGCCGACGACGGGGUACCGCUGUCGCUCCGGAAAGCUCCACGAUGGCGGCCUCGGUGUCAUGGGCUACCUCAGCCACUCCCGAGCCGAAGAAGGUCGAUGCAACGCCACUGAACCUGCCAUCCAGCUCGCGCUGGCGGCCGCAUCCAGAUCCCGAGCUGAGUUCAGUGAGCCCAGCCACCUCGAUGUCGUCAACUGCGGUCACAUCCCUGGACCUGCCCUCGCCCCUCACCUCACCGCGUAGCCGACGUGCUGCAAGGCCUCGAAACCCAACAACGCCAGGUCGAAAAAGCACGGCAAGCCCUCGUACCCUCGAUCUGUUGUCCCCCGUUGCUUCGGCCGCUAUCUCCGGGCGACCAGCCAGCAGCACACCCAGGCGCCACGCUCGCGCGGCCAGGCAAGAUGCGGCUGCAGCCAACCCUGCUUCGGCACGCAAGGCCCAGCGGGGUUUGCCGCUUGGUCGCAAGAACCCUUCUGCCAUGCUCGAGGUCAUACGCCGGCAAAAGGACAUGAUUGCCGCUGUCAAAGACUUUGAGUUUGCCACUUCCUGA